UAGUCGCCUAUGUGUUUGAAUUAUUUUUCUGGCCAUAGGAUUUUACACAUGAUCAUUCCUAGAAGGCACAUAUCUUGGAUUUGUCUUCUCUGUUUUCUUAGUGAUCUGUUCUCCUUGGUCCUAUAUAACUUGUAAUUUAAUCAUUUAGUUAUCCAACUGGAAAUAGAGGAGUAGCUUAUAAAAAUGGUAGCCAUGUUAUUCUUUCUUCUUCUCUUUACAAAUUUUCGGGCAACAACUCAACAGGAGCAUCUCAAUAUAAAUCUGUACUCUUCUCUAACCCCCACGGGAAACUCCUCCUGGCUGUCCCCUUCUGGUUUUUAUGGUUUCGGAUUCUAUUCGCAAGGAAAUGGUUUUUCUGUGGGAAUUUUUAUCGCAGGAAUACCUCAAAAGACUCUUGUUUGGACAGCGAAUCGUGACAGCCCUCCAGUUCCAGGAAAUGUUACCUUGCAUCUUACGGGUGGUGGCAGUCUCAUGCUACAAUCAGCAGAUGGCCAAGAAGAAUCUAUUAUAAGUACUUCUGUGCCUAUUGCAAAAGCCUCUAUGUUUGAUUCAGGGAAUUUCGUUCUCUACAAUUCCGAUGAGGAGAUAAUAUGGCAGAGUUUUCGGAAGCCCACAAAUACAAUAUUGCCAGGCCAAAGUCUCUUGGCAGGGGAAGAGCUGUAUUCAAGUGUCUCGGAAACCGACCAAUCAACAGGGAUCUUUCGUCUGAAGAUGCAAUACGAUGGAAACCUGGUGCAAUAUCCGAAGGAUACUCCAGAUUUGGCUCCAUAUUCUUAUUUUUCAUCUUUCACAGAUGGAAGAGGUGGUAAUGUGUCUCUAAACCUUGAUUCUGAUGGCCAUCUGUAUCUGCUUGAUUCUAAAGGAUCCAAUAUAAAAAAUUUUACACCAGGAGGCAAUUCUACAAAAGAAUUAUUUUAUUUGAUGAGAAUUGACAUAGAUGGGAUCUUCCGAGUGUAUUCAUUUACAUUAAAUCAGAGCAAUCUGUCAGUUGUAUGGGUUUCUUCGAAUGAGAAGUGUUCCCCAAAGGGUAUUUGUGGUUUAAACAGGUAUUGUUUUUAAAAUGAUCAAGAAAUUGGCUGUCAAUGUCUUCCAGGAUUUGCAGCUAGUGGAGAGGGCAGCAGAAUUUCGGGAAGCUGCCAAAAGAAUUUCUCGACCGAGAGUUGCGAAAGCAAGUAUGGAAACAUCAUAUACAGUAUUGAGAGGGUUGCAAAUACCACAUGGGAGGACAAUCCGUAUUCCAUUCUGUCAUUACCGACGGAAGAAGAAUGUGUAGAAGUGUGCUUAGAAGAUUGUAAUUGUGAAGCUGCAAUGUUCAAAGAUGGAAAAUGCAAAAAGCAAAAGCUUCCUCUCACAUACGGAAGAAAACUUAGCGAUUCAAAUAUAGCUCUCAUCAAAGUCGGCGUUUCAAAAUUUGCAGCUUCCCCAAGAGAAGGGGUUGAGCCUCAGAGAAGCAAGAAGGAGCGCCAGGCACAUUUUUUAAUUGUUGGUGUUUCACUGAUUGUGUUUGCACUCACUAUUUUGAUAAUUUCUGGAGUCCUCGUCUACAGGAAUGGAGUUUACAAGUACAAAAAGAUCUCAAGUAAAAUUCGAUUAGAUGAGGAUGUUGGUCCAAAAUCAUUUACUUACUUGGAACUAUUGAGUGUGACUAACAAUUUUAGUGAAGAGAUUGGUAGAGGAGCAUUUGGGACAGUUUUCAGGGGGGAAAUAUCUCAUGGUCAGAAGGUUAUUGCUGUUAAGAGACUCGAUAGAGUUUCAACUGAAGGAGAAAGAGAAUUUCUGAUUGAGAUGAAAGCAAUUGGGAGGACUAAUCAUCGGAACUUAGUCCGUCUACUUGGCUACUGCCAUGAGGGGCCUAACAGGCUCUUGGUAUAUGAGUACAUGAGCAAUGGUUCACUUGCAGAUUUGCUCUUUACACCAGAAAAGCAACCUUAUUGGGAUCAGCGGAUGGAUAUUGCUCGCAACAUAGCAAGAGGUCUCCUAUACCUCCACGAAGAUUGUGAAACCCGGAUUAUUCAUUGUGAUAUAAAGCCUCAGAACAUUCUCAUAGAUGAGUAUAAUUGUGCAAAAAUAUCAGACUUCGGAUUGGCAAAACUUCUGAACCCUGACCAGACUAGAUCACUUACUGGGAUUAGAGGGACAAGGGGGUAUGUUGCCCCGGAAUGGCAUAGGAAGCUACCCGUGACAGUGAAAGCAGAUGUUUACAGUUUUGGAAUUGUACUAUUUGAGAUCAUAUGCUGUCGACGAUGUGUGGACUCGACCCUUUCUGAGGAAGAAGCUAUUCUUGAAGAAUGGGUUUACCGUUGUUUUCAGGCCGGUGAGCUUAGAAAAGUUGUGGGUGAUGAAGUUGUUGAUAACCUGGAGUUGGAAAGGAUGGUUAAUGUGGGACUUUGGUGCAUCCAAUAUGAGCCACCACUCCGUCCUUCAAUGAAAGCGGUUGUAUCUAUGUUGGAAGGCGUAGCAAAUAUCCCACGUCCUCCAAGUCCUACCUCUUUUUCUUAGUGCCAAUUAUAAUUUUUGUGCUUGCAGUUAUUGUAAAUUUGAUGAAAGCUGGGUUUCCUCGUGGUAUAUUCCUGAAUUGUGAUUUUAUAAUUUGUGUAAUUUCCUCUGUUUAGAAAUGCUAUAGAUGGAAGCCAAGAUUAAUUACAUAGAUAUCUAUAUGUAUUCAUGUACUACAUAAUACAAGCUUAGAGCACAAAUCUUUUACCAUUUCUAUAUGGAAA
Molecule: messenger RNA, 2720 nt
Organism: Pistacia vera
Lineage: Eukaryota; Viridiplantae; Streptophyta; Magnoliopsida; Sapindales; Anacardiaceae
Product: G-type lectin S-receptor-like serine/threonine-protein kinase LECRK1
Exons: 1
Biological process (GO): recognition of pollen; protein phosphorylation
Molecular function (GO): protein serine/threonine kinase activity; ATP binding
Source: RefSeq, a predicted model, not a curated record